This is a messenger RNA of Lizanozyma spartinae, 783 nucleotides long. RefSeq names its product arylformamidase (gene BNA7). Gene Ontology annotation, molecular function: arylformamidase activity. The transcript has a single exon. Lineage: Eukaryota; Fungi; Ascomycota; Pichiomycetes; Serinales; Debaryomycetaceae. The record is from RefSeq and is a predicted model, not a curated record. Bases 1 to 783 code for a protein of 260 amino acids.
AUGGUGACUACUACAAUUGAGUCCUAUGGAGAUGACCCUCUUCAGUACGUCAAGACUUUCCACUAUGACAGCGACAACCAUCACAGAAACAUAGUGUUCAUUCACGGGGGAGCAUGGAGAGACCGGCGCAACACCGUUGAUGAUUUCGAACUGAUGAUCAAGUACAUCCACUCCAAUACACGACAGUUCAAUCUCUUUAGCAUCAGCUACCGGUUAUCCCCUGAGAUCAAACAUCCAUAUCAUCUUGUUGAUGUUAUAGAGGCGUUGAAAUGGUUGAAUUCUCAUUAUGGGGUGUUAACUACUACCUUAGUGGGCCAUUCAGUGGGUGCGACUCUCUGUCUUCAGUUACUUAACUACAAAACGUUAUUGGCUGAAGAGGAUAUCGUUGUCGACACUGAAAAGCUUGAUAUAAAGCUCAGUAAGAUUUUCCUUCUUGAUGGGAUCUUUGACUUGGUUAAACUUGUUGAAGAAUACGGUGCACCAUAUCAAGAGUUCAUUGAUGAGGCAUUUGAAAGUGAACAACAGUACAAAAGAGCCUUACAAUUAUCUAAUGACAAGUUUAAUGUCGUGGGGUAUUCUAGAGACUUUGAAUCCAGGUUAUACAUUGUUUAUUCUCUUGAUGAUGAAUUACUUUCUCCUAGACAGCAUGAAUUAUUAGUUGAUCAUUAUUUGAAAAAGUUUGGUGUAAGGGUGUCGGUUAUUAGUGGUCAUUGGGGGUUACAUGAACAAAUGUAUAAAGACGAUAGAGUUUCCCAACUUAUACUUGAUUCAGUAGAUACAUAA